Anisakis simplex (herring worm) is the source of this 339-nucleotide messenger RNA. The record is from the annotation of a GenBank genome assembly. NCBI's taxonomy places the organism in Eukaryota, Metazoa, Nematoda, Chromadorea, Rhabditida, Anisakidae.
AUGGGACAGUUUGGCUCAGCAAUCAGCAAUAAGCAGAGCGAUCGAAUGAACGCAAAUCGAACCGAUGAUAGUGAUUCAGUCACAAACCAUCAGUCAGCAAACCAAUCCACCUCUACCGAACCGAUGCACAGCACCGGUCCACCGUGGAGAAAUAAAGCUCAGAAUGCACGAAGUAUGUCACAAUCAACUCUCUACAACAGCUCUAAUGAAAGACAACACAGGAAAUUCGAGGAAAUUACCCAACAAAUACAAAAACAACUCGACAUCGAUGAAUCUGUCUUAGGUUUGUUUAACUUAUCUAUUCAUUAUUACUGCCAUCUACGAAUCGUAUUACCAUAA